AGGCGCGCGAUGUCCAUGUGUACACUCUCACUCCGCACUGCUUUUCUGAUGAUCCGAUAGUUGUAAAAGCCACCACUAGUCGCCCCCAGUGCUCUUGCAGUCUCUCGCAGUCUCCAAUUUUUCUUUCUCACUGUAGACUUAACGUCACGUCCGCACUUGAACUUGAAUUUUAUCCCAUUGUACAGAGGCAGACCCAGCCACAGAGAGACAGAGAGCUCCCGGAGAAGCAGGACUCCGCCAUCUUCAUAGUGAAAGAAAAGAAAAAAAGGCAGGUCUUGUUCUAUUUUGAAAGGGGGUGGCAGUGUGUGUCCCCGGUCUCCUCAGUGCCGUACAAGGGGAGCCAGUGUAAAGAGUUGGAGAGAGUGAAAAGUAUCUGGCAUUCCAUACUCUAGGGUAGUGCCAGUGUACAGAAAGAAGAGGUGCCCAUCGCUUGGCAAACCCAAGUGCCGAGAGGACGUUGGAUUCUUUUUUUCCAUUUUAUUGUGAAUUGUUUUAUUUUUUUCUUUAAGAAACAAGCAAAAGCAACAUUAAACCCAACCAAACACCUGAACCACUGACUUGGCGAACAGUGGUGUUCACCGUACCCCAGCUGUCAAAGCACUGCACAGGGCAUCGUGUUUUGAUUGUCCAGAGAGAUAAAGAGACACUCGGAGUGGUUUGCUCGUAACUGUCAUUCAGAGGCGUGAAACAUCAAGGAUAUUUCCAGCUUUUUGUGCCGGCCAGAGUCACUCGCCAUGCACCUUUGCCAGAUGGUGUGACUGAAAGAACAUUGGAGGUGAAGCCGGGCUGCCUUAGGUCUGGUCAUCGGGAAGACUUGAGUGGACUUCAAGGCUAAGUGCUAAGACUCACGGUUUUUUCGUUGCUUUUCCUUUUUCUUAGUUUUUUUUUUAAACAAGGGACCACUAUAAAGUCUGACUAAACCGGCGAUCCAAGCAACUGACCAGAAGCAGGUCCAAGGAAAAGUUACUGAAGGAAAAACGAACGAAGAAAAGGGGGAAGCGAACAGAUCCUUCUGAGUGCAGGUCUCCGGGCGAUGCGUGUGUAAAUGCCAGGGCAAUGUCCCGUCGCAAGCAGGGAAACCCACAACACUUGUCUCAAAGGGAAAUAAUAACACCGGUAACCGACCAUGUGGAUGUGGGACUGGCGGUGGCCGAGGCCCAUCCCUCGCUGGACGCCACCAUCUCCGGCGCCCUGUCGGGCGGCUUGGGUGACCACGACCUGCUCACCUGCGGUCAGUGCCAGAUGAACUUCCCCCUGGGGGACAUUCUGAUUUUUAUCGAGCACAAGAAGAAGCAGUGCCAGGGCCUCAUGGGCGGGCCCGGCUGCUAUGACAAGAUGGUGGACCGCAGCAGCCCUUCGCCGCCGCGCCCUGAGCUUAGGAAAGUGGUGGAACCGGUCGAAAUCGGAAUCCAGGUGACACCUGAGGAGGAGGACGAGAGACUGUUGACGCCCACAAAAGGAAUUUGCCCCAAGCAAGAGAGCGUCCCGGCAGGUAGAGACGAACCUUCUAGUUACAUAUGCACAACUUGCAAGCAGCCGUUUACCAGCGCCUGGUUCCUCCUCCAGCAUGCCCAAAACACACAUGGGAUCCGUAUCUACCUGGAGACCAACCCCUCCAGCAGCUCGCUGACGCCCCGAAUCACCAUCCCUCCCCCGAUGGGACCCGAGUCCAUACCCCAGUCCACUCUCACCAACUUCCUGGGGGACAACAACCCUUUCCAUCUCCUUCGAAUGACUGGACCCCUCCUCCGAGAGCCGCCGGGGUUCGUGGAGAACCGGCUGCCCAGCACCCCACCCUUCGUCAGCCCGCCACCCCGCCACCACCUGGACCCCCACCGCCUGGACCGCCUUAGUGCCGAGGAAAUGGGUUUAAUCUCCCAGCAUCCCAGUGCCUUCGAGAGAGUGAUGCGCCUGACGCCCAUGGCAAUAGAGUCCCAGUCGAUGGAUUUUUCCCGCCGACUCCGGGAGCUGGCCGGGAACAACUCCACUCCCCCGCUGUCUCCGAGUCGCGCCAACCCUAUGCACCGUCUCCUCAACCCCAACCCCUUCCAGCCCAGCCCCAAGUCUCCCUUUCUCAGCACCCCCCCGCUGCCGCCCAUGCCGCCCAACAGCACCACCCCUCCCCAGCCCCAGGCCAAGAGCAAGUCCUGUGAAUUCUGCGGGAAAACCUUCAAGUUUCAGAGCAACUUGGUGGUGCACCGGCGGAGCCACACGGGCGAGAAGCCCUACAAAUGCCAGCUGUGUGACCACGCCUGCUCCCAAGCCAGCAAGCUGAAGAGGCACAUGAAGACGCACAUGCACAAGUCCGGCUCCAUGACCGGCCGGUCCGACGACGGCCUGUCUGCCACCAGCUCUCCGGAGCCGGGGACCAGCGACAUCAUGGGGGAAGGAAUGAAAAACAGAGACGGGGAUUUCAGGGGCGAAGGCAUGGGACCAGACAAUGAGGAAGAGGAGGAGGAAGAGGAGGAAGAGGAACUGGAGAACGAGAGCAGGCCGGAGUCAAACUUCAGCAUGGACUCUGAGUUCAGCCGCAAUCGGGAGAACGGCUCCAAACCGCCACCCGACGAGAAGUCACUCUCCUUAGGCAAGAUUGUAGAAAAUGUAGGUCUAAGCACUAUACAGCAGUACAAUAACUUGAUAGUUGACAAUCGGAAAAGGCUCCCCUACUCCAAGAGGAGCUCAGACGGGCAGCGGGACACGGGGGACGAUGACUCUGUGGUGGGAGAGAUGGAGCCGGUGCAGCAGGCGACUGUAAACGGAAGGAAUUGUGGCUCAGGUGACUCUUUCUCAGGCCUGUUCCCUCGAAAGCCCACCCCCAUCACCAGCCCCAGUUUGUCCAACUCCUCAGCUAAGAGGAUCAAGAUCGAGAAAGACCUGGAGAUGCCUCCUGCUCCCCUUAUCCCGUCUGAGAACGUUUAUUCCCAGUGGCUGGUCGGCUAUGCAGCGUCGCGGCACUUCAUCAAAGACCCCUUCCUGGGGUUCACCGAUUCCAGACAAUCUCCCUUCGCCACGUCCUCUGAGCACUCCUCGGAGAACGGCAGCCUUCGCUUCUCCACUCCGCCCGGGGACAUGCUGGACGGGGGGCUCUCGGGCCGCAGCGGGACGGCCAGCGGCGGCAGCACCCCCCACCUGGGAGGUGGUCCCGGGCCGGGCCGGCCCAGCUCCAAGGACAGCCGGAGGAGCGACACCUGCGAGUUCUGCGGGAAGGUCUUCAAGAACUGCAGCAACCUGACGGUCCACCGGCGCAGCCACACGGGAGAGCGCCCCUACAAGUGCGAGCUGUGCAACUACGCCUGCGCCCAGAGCAGCAAGCUCACCCGCCACAUGAAGACACACGGCCAGCUCGGUAAGGAAGUGUACCGCUGCGACAUUUGCCAAAUGCCCUUCAGCGUGUACAGUACCCUUGAGAAACACAUGAAAAAGUGGCAUGGAGAACAUUUGAUGACGAACGAGGUAAAAAUUGAACAAGCAGAGAGAAGCUAAACCAGUUCCCUAAUCCUCCUCGCCACUUCUCGAAUAAAGUGGGUAGCUGGAUAUUCUUUUUCCUAAAUAUUGAUUUUGGGUUAAUUUUAUGUUUUGCCUAAGAAACUGCCACCUGAGAAAAAAAAAACAGCAAAAAAGAAAGAAAAUACAGUAACAGGAAAUUAAAAUUAAAGCCGGCCUAAACUGCCUCAUUUGGCAUUGCAUUUUUAAACAAUCUAUCAGAGGAUGAAUUAAGCAGUAACUUACUUGGAGCCUUUUAACUGUGCAAUAAUUUCUGUAUUUAUUGGAUUUUUGUAAUAUUUUGGCAUGUGCAGGUACAUUUUUAUUUCUUCAUUUUCUUUGUUUUAUUUUUAAUUUUAAUGGCUGGGAUUUUAGUUCUUAAACCCAGAGGAUAUCCUGAGAUUUUUUUAGUGAAACAAUACAAUUGUUAUAAAAUAAUCUUUAGGCCGCUGCUUCUAGACAAUUGUAUAUUUAAGCUACUCGUGUAAUUUCUUGAAGAGAAGCCGAAUUUAAUCUUCAAAUUUAAAAGCGAAGCUAAAAAAAGCUAUUUUUUGGUUGUUAUACGUAAUAGGCUAAGAGCGGACAACAAUCCUUUAACAUUGUAGCGUGUACUGAUUUUAAAUGUAUCAAUCUAAUUGGGUAUGUAGCACUGAAUGUCACUUGUGACAGUAAAAGCAAAGGUGAUUUGAGGGUUCUCAAAUCCCCUAGAAUACAUAAAUUAUGGAGAUACAACUGUAAAGAGAUCAUUACAAAGGCAGCUGCUUCUAGGUACCAAGUACCAAAACAGACAACGCUAUCAAUAAACUUUACUAGUGUAUUGCCAUACUGGUUCCCUAAUUGGAGUAUGUUCAAACUGUUUACACUGAGACAAACUAACCCUACUCCUUCUCAAUUAAUUUAACAGGUACAUGCUAAAUCAAUGCAAAUAUUUCCAUUAUGACAUUUUGAAUUAUGUUGAAUCAUGCCGUUUGAGUCUAAAAAUAAAACUGGCCAUAUAACCUGUGUGGAACGUUAAACAUCUCAGGAUCAGAUGAAUGGCCUGCCAUUUUAUUUAAGUGAGAUUCAUUCUUUUGGUAUCUUUCAGCAGAGUAGUUUAACAAAGUUUGAUCAUGCCAAGAAGUAAUCCCCCAUAUUUCUUUAUUUCUGUACACUGCCAGGUACAUGUAACUUCUAAUUGAGUGACUUAAGAGCAUACACUAAAUUGAUAAAAUCUUGCUGUUAAUUCAAAAAAGUGGGCAAUCUUGAAGCAAGAAAACCAGGUGAAAGGACUGGAAGCAUAUCUAUUAAUGCAUCAACCAGUCACUUAUUAGUCACUUAAGAAAAAUAUCCAAAUCAGGACAUUCUGACAGUACAGUAUUUCUUCAUUUAUUUUAUUUUUGACAGCAUCCUGAUAUUUACGAUUACCAUUUGUAAUCUGUUCAUGUCAUGGAUUACCUUGUAUUAUUUCUGGGUGGGGAUGGAUCAUUUUCUCAGACAGCCAUAGUGAAUUCAACCAUUGUGGAUGUCACCUCACUAACCAGACACAUUGGUAUAAAAAAAAAAAAAACUUGAUUAAACUCAAAUGAAAGAUACUCUUUGCAUUCAGAUAUCAUGUUUGUAAUAUCACUUGAAUAUAGCUUUCCCUAUGCAUUUUUUAGAUUUGUCUAUAGAUCAUUUAAAAAUGAAUUUAUAUUGUACAGUAAAACCUGAUUAAUUAGUGUGCCAUAGUCAAAAAUGUUUAUACUAUUCAAUUUUCUGGUUAACCUGGUUUCUUCCCAUCUGAACAUAAGCAAUGCCAAUUACUGUAUGCAGAUCAGUUAAAUGCACAGUAUCAGUGUCUGUAGAAAUCUGUUGAGCAUGUACUAAAACAGUAAGACUAUUUUUCUUUCUUUCUUUCAUUUAGGACUUCCUGUGAUGUGUAGUUGAACAGUCUAAGAAGUAGCAACUUUGUCACAUAAAGAAUGCACAGCUGAUUUUUUUAUUUUUAUUUUUUGGUCAUUUUUGUUUGUUCGUUUCUUUGUUUUAUUCGGUCUUCAGCAAGCACCACCUAUGCCUAAAUCCCAACUCUGCAUUAUUUUGAAUAAUGCAUUGCAUUCGCCUGAGUUCAAGUAUCCCAAACUGUAGCAUAGAGGGAAAAUAUUAAUGAAAAAAUUGAAAAAUGACAUAGUUCUACUCAGCUGACCCGCACUUUAUAAUUUGUUUUUACACACACAAAAAAAGAAAUAGGGAAGAAACGGCUUCUGAGCAAGAAAUUACAUUUAAUGGAUUGACCUGGCCUUGCAAAAGGGUUAUAGUACAAGGGAGCAUCUGAGAUUCAAGUGCCAGUGUUGCUAGGCAUGGCAUUCACAAUGCUGGCACUAUAAAAAAUAAUAAUUUAUUGGGACAGUUUUUGUACUGCCAUUCAAUUUGACAUGAGUGUGCCUUGAAUACUGAUCUUCCUAUUUAUUGUCUCUUGAGACAAAUGAAACUCUUUUGUGAAGCAAAUGGAGUGAAAAAAGAAAGGUAUCAAUUACUCAACAUAGUUCUAAUUUGCGUGUAAGAUUCCAUUAGAAUAUCAGAAAUAAUUUCUAAAAGGAAAUGAACGAGGCAUUUAGAUUUUAAAAAAGUACCCAGCACAACAUUUAUGUGUCUGUGUGUGUAUAUAUGUAUGCAUAUGUACAUAUAAAGGCACAAACAUAUAUAUUGAAUUCUUCACUUCAGGACAAGACUGCGUCCCUCGAUAGAAAAAUCGCCGGAGUGGAUUGUUAUGCCACAGAUAGUCAAGGAAGAGACUGGACAAAAAUCAGGAACAGCAGAAACUUAAAAAAAAAAAAGAAUUUAGUGCACUCUGUCUUAAAAAUACGUUUACAGUAUUGAAACAAGUACAAGGGUAAAAUAAUAUUUGUGUGUAUGUGUGUUUUAAACAAACAAGUAUUUUUUUUUUUCCAAAUUUGCUUAUAAAGUUUCUCUGAAUGCCAUAGUGGCUAUGUGUAUAUUGGUUUUUUGGUGACGGGGUUUUAGUAUAUAAAUAUAUAUAAAUAUAUAUUACAUUUUUCUUGUUUACUGUAAAAGUAUACCAGUAUUUGUAAUAUUGGAGAAUGCCUGGGCAUUUUACAAAAAUAGAAAAAAAAGUUUUUUUUUUAAUUUUUAUUUUGCAGUUCAAUUUGAAUUGUGGGUCUAUUAAAAUGUUUUUGUCACUGUAACUGUAAAAGUCUUGAGUUUUAGUAAAACGUUCAUUCUGCCUUGGGUGUAAAAAAUAAAAAUAAAUGAAUAAAAAAAACCGAACUGUAAAGAAAUCUUGGGGGGCAAUGGGGCCAGCUACAUGUAGAGAAAAUCCCUGGUAGAAAAUAUUGCAUAUUGUUAUUGCUUUGCAGGAAGAUACUGACAUUCCUGACCUGUACCUAUUUUUCUUCUUCUGGAAUGGAUAUUCUUAAUGGCUGGUUUAAAUACUUGUGUAGGCACUUGCUGUCUUUUUACUGGAGCUUGUAUUUUUUAACUUGUAUGCGCAUCCUUUGUGAGAAAAGGUACUGUGGGUACCUCAUGUCAUUUUCUUUUUGGAGGGGUGGGGUGGGGUUAGGGUAAAUCAAUGAAAAAAAACAUUCAAGAUACAACACACAAGCUGCCACAAUAUAUUUUUUUAAUUUGGCAGGAUAAAAUAGUGCAAAAAAAAAAAAAAAAAAAAUUCUGAAGAAUUUGUAUUCUUAAAAGGAGUCAUAUUGUACAGAAGGGGUUAAAAGGCUGUCUGACAGCCUUUUUAUCUACAAAAAAUACAAAGGUAAAUGUUUUGUUUACUAUUAUAUUGGUUGUAAAUAUUUUUUAUGAUGACCCUGUUCUUAUUUUGGUUUACUUUUUUUUUUUUUUGUUUAUACGUGUUCUGGUUGGCCCUGACAGCGCUCUCUGCUUUCUGGGCCACCUCUGACCUUUUCUCUUCAUUUAAAGAGUGUGAAGCCUCAUUUUUUACUGCCACCUGCCCUUGAGUUUUCUCAGCAUGAAAUGCGUAGAGCACAAAUACAAGCUGUUCCAACUCUCUCA
This is a messenger RNA of Anguilla anguilla (European eel), 7473 nucleotides long. RefSeq names its product BAF chromatin remodeling complex subunit BCL11B a (gene bcl11ba). The transcript is spliced from 3 exons. NCBI's taxonomy places the organism in Eukaryota, Metazoa, Chordata, Actinopteri, Anguilliformes, Anguillidae. Gene Ontology annotation, molecular function: RNA polymerase II cis-regulatory region sequence-specific DNA binding; DNA-binding transcription factor activity. The coding region runs from base 1057 to 3483 and encodes 808 amino acids. Gene Ontology annotation, biological process: positive regulation of transcription by RNA polymerase II. The record is from RefSeq and is a predicted model, not a curated record. Gene Ontology annotation, cellular component: nucleus.